CUGCAAAACGUUUUGGUAGUGUUGGCAGGGGACUCGUUCUCUUUGAGAGCUCAUUUUGCUUCUGGUUUAUGUUUCAAAGGCUUCUUACAAAACUGUAACCAAUAGCUGUUGGGUUGAGAUUUCCUCCCCCUCCGAGUUUUUAUUUUACAGAGUUAUGGCUAUAGAAAAGUAGUUUCAGCUCAGUGCCGACAGUUCAGAAGGCUAAUGUGGAGUGAGAAGAAUUCUAUCCAGUAUCUUCUUUUGAUAAAAUGCAAAGCUUGGAAAAGCAUUCCUUUACCCAUCUUUAAAUUUGUUCUUUUUCCUUCCCCACACGCCCUCCAGGGAAGCUUAUGCUAGAGGAAAGAGAGAAAGGCCUCCAUUUUAGGAGCCAUCCUCCUCCUCUUCUGAUGCUCCUAUUCCAGAUGAGCUGUUAUGUCUCAUUUGUAAAGAUAUAAUGACUGAUGCAGCUAUUCUUCCCUGCUGUGGAAGCAGUUAUUGUGACGAAUGUAUUAGAAUGGCAUUGCUGGAGUCUGAGGAAUAUACAUGCCCAGCGUGUCAUCAGACAGAUGUUUCUCCUGAUGCUUUAGUUGCCAACCAGAGCCUGCGCCAGGCUGUGAACAACUUCAGAAAUGGAGCUGGCUACACAAAAAGGCUCCGUAAGCACAUUCAGCAGCAGCAGCCGUCGCCACCACCUCCAGCACCACUCACGACUGUUAUCCCUCCUGCUGCUUUGGUGACUGCUGCUCAACUGCCUCAUUCUUCCUCUCUGUCAAUCAGCAGCUUGUUGGAAGAGAAGGAGUUCGCAUACCUACUCCAAGCCAAGAUCAGGUCCUUCCUGCACUGGCUGCUACUCCGGAUCGUGCAGUUGUUCCCAUUCACAUUCCAACUUGCCAUCACUGCAGUAUCCUAGAAGAAGCAGAAGGAAGAGCCGUGACUAUUCCAGGAGAAGGUCACACGGUCGUCACUGUUCAAGGUCAAGGUCCCCCCAACAAAGAAGACACCACUGAUGGUCAAGGACCUGCCCCAGCCCUCUCCCCAUCCCUGUUUCUUGUUCCAUUCAUUAAAAGGUCUGGGUGUUUGCUUCACAGCAC
This is a messenger RNA of Neopsephotus bourkii (Bourke's parrot), 1070 nucleotides long. Its product is annotated as E3 ubiquitin-protein ligase RBBP6-like. The coding region runs from base 434 to 889 and encodes 151 amino acids. Gene Ontology annotation, cellular component: nucleus. Lineage: Eukaryota; Metazoa; Chordata; Aves; Psittaciformes; Psittacidae. Gene Ontology annotation, molecular function: ubiquitin protein ligase activity. The record is from RefSeq and is a predicted model, not a curated record. The transcript has 4 exons. Gene Ontology annotation, biological process: mRNA processing; protein ubiquitination; ubiquitin-dependent protein catabolic process.